CCUGCAGCAUGCGGCGGGGGCGCGCUGCUCGUGCCCGAGGGCCAUGAAGUCACGUGGGCUCGCGGCCCCGCCCCGUCGUCGGCCCCGACUUGGUGGGGCGGUGUCUGCCCCGGAAGUGCCUGUCUUUGGCUGACAGCUGCUGGCGCGGCGGCGUCCCGGAGCAAGAUGGCGCUGCGGCCGGGAGCCGGAGCCAGCGGCGCGGCGGGGGCGGGCGCGGGCCCCGGCGGGGCAGGCAGCUUCAUGUUUCCUGUUGCAGGUGGAAUGAGGCCCCCUCAAGGCCUGAUUCCAAUGCAACAGCAAGGAUUUCCUAUGGUCUCUGUCAUGCAGCCCAAUAUGCAAGGCAUGAUGGGAAUGAACUACAGCUCUCAGAUGUCCCAGGGACCCAUUGCAAUGCAGGCAGGAAUACCAAUGGGGCCAAUGCCAGCAACGGGUGUGCCUUUCCUGGGUCAGCCACCUUUCUUGAGCAUGCGACCUACAGGCCCACAGUACACUCCAGACAUGCAGAAGCAGUUUGCGGAAGAGCAACAAAAACGAUUUGAACAACAACAAAAGCUCUUAGAAGAAGAAAGAAAGAGGCGUCAGUUUGAAGAGCAAAAACAAAAGCUCAGACUUCUCAGUAGUGUGAAACCCAAGACAGGGGAGAAGAACAGAGACGAUGCUUUGGAAGCCAUAAAAGGAAACUUGGAUGGGUUUUCCAGAGAUGCUAAGAUGCACCCCACUCCGGCAUCACACCCAAAGAAACCAGACUGCCCCACAUCAUCUCAUUCUACUAAAACUGUCUCCCCAUCAUCUGCCUUUCUUGGCGAAGACGAAUUCAGUGGCUUUGUGCAGGGGCCUGUUGAGCUUCCCACUUGCAGGCCUUCUUCCACAGCCCGGCCCUUUCAGUCUUUUCUCCCCAGCACCCCACUCGGCCAGUUACAUACACAGAAGGCUGGGGCACAGCCUCUACCUCCAGGUCAGGCUCCAGUGUCUUUUGCAGUGCAUGGUGUCCAUGGGCAAAUCCCUUGUUUAUCUACUGCUUCACCUUCCCACAGUGUGCAGAAAGCAGGCCCUUCCUUGGAAGAGAAGCUCCUAGUAUCUUGUGAUAUAAGUACAUCUGGGCAGGAACAUGUUAAAUUAAACACUCCUGAAGCUGGGCAUAAAGCCCUAGUCCCAGGUUCCAGUAAAAACUGCCCUGGUUUAAUGGCCCAUAACCGGGGUGCUGUGGAUGGAUGUGUGAGUGGUCCCACCACUGCAGAGGCAGAAAAGACUUCAGAUCAAACCCUGUCAAAGGAAGAGAGUGGUGUGGGCGUGUUUCCCUCUCAGGAUCCUGUUCAGCCCAGAAUGCCUCCUUGGAUUUACAAUGAGAGUUUGGUUCCAGAUGCCUAUAAGAAAAUUUUAGAAACCACAAUGACUCCAACUGGAAUAGAUACUGCUAAACUUUAUCCCAUUCUGAUGUCAUCUGGACUUCCCAGGGAAACUCUCGGACAGAUAUGGGCCUUAGCUAAUCGAACCACACCUGGCCAGCUCACUAAGGAGGAGCUUUAUACCGUUCUCGCCAUGGUAGCAGUAACACAGAGGGGUGUUCCUGCCAUGAGCCCUGAUGCUUUGAACCAGUUCCCUGCGGCUCCCAUUCCUACCUUAAGCGGCUUUCCUAUGACUCUGCCUACCCCAGUGAGCCAGCCAGCAGCGAUGCCCUCUGGCCCUGCAGGCUCCAUGCCCCUCACCCUUGGACAGCCCAUCAUGGGCAUUAACCUUGUUGGACCAGUGGGUGGAGCUGCAGCACCAACUUCCAGUGGCUUCAUGCCAGCCUACCCCUCAAACCAGGUGGGAAAGACAGAAGAAGAUGACUUCCAGGAUUUUCAAGAUGCUUCGAAAUCAGGAUCCAUUGAUGAUUCUUUCACUGACUUCCAAGAGAUGCCUGCUUCCUCAAAAACCAGUAAUUCCCAGCAUGGAAACAGCGCUCCAUCACUCUUGAUCCCACUUCCUGGAAGUAAGGCUCCCACAGACAAAUACGCAGUGCUUAAAGGGAUUUCCGCUGACAAGCCCUCCGAAAACCCUGCUUCAUUUGGAGAGUCUGGUGAUAAAUACAGUGCUUUCAGGGAACUUGAGCAAACAACAGACAGUAAGCCUUUAGGAGAGAGCUUUGCUGAGUUCAGAUCCACAGGGACCGAUGACGGCUUCACUGACUUCAAGACCGCCGAUAGCGUGUCACCCCUAGAGCCACCAACAAAAGACACUUUUCCAUCAGCUUUCGCCUCAGGAGCUGCACAGCCGACACAGACACAGGUGAAAGCCCCUCUGAACUUAGCAGACCUAGAUAUGUUCUCCUCAGUGGAUUGCAGUGGCGAGAGACCUGUGCCCUUUCCAGCCACGUUUAGCACAGCAAAGUCAGUGUCCAUGAGACCUCAGCCAGUGGGUUCUGCAGCCUCAGCAGCACUGGCAUCCACUAAAACUUCUAGCUUGGCAGAUGAUUUUGGAGAGUUCAACCUCUUUGGGGAAUAUUCGAACCCUGCAUCUGUUGGGGAGCAGGACGACUUUGCAGAUUUCAUGGCUUUUGGUAACAGCUCCAUUUCAUCUGAGCCAAAAGCAGGUGACAAGUACGAAGCCCUCAGGGAGGAAGUGAGCCCGGGCCCCCUGUCCAGCAGCACUAUGGAGGGGGCACAGAACCCACCUGCUGCGUCAACCAAGUACGAUGUCUUCAAACAGCUUUCCCUAGAGGGAGCUGGGCUGGCUAUGGAGGAGUUCAAAGAGAAUACCUCUUCCACAAAGAGUGACGAUGACUUUGCCGACUUCCACUCUAGUAAAUUUUCAUCCACGAGCUCAGACAAAUCCCUGGGAGAGAAAGCCGUGGCUUUCAGACACACCAAAGAAGACUCCUCCUCAGUGAAGUCAUUAGACCUCCCCUCCAUCGGUGGCAGCAGUGUUGGCAAGGAGGACUCUGAAGAUGCACUUUCUGUUCAGUUUGACAUGAAACUGGCUGAUGUGGGAGGAGAUCUUAAGCAUGUCAUGUCUGAUAGCUCUUUGGAUUUGCCAACAGUUAGUGGCCAACAUCCUCCUGCCGCAGGAUUGGCCCUGGCCAGCGAGGAUGCUCUUCCAGAGACUCCCUUCCCAGCUUUUGCCAGCUUUAAAGACAUGAUGCCUCAGACCACUGAACAGAAAGAGUAUGAAAUCGGGGACUUCCAGGAUUUCACAAGGCAGGACAUGGUGGACCGGAGCCAAGAGACCUCGUGUCCAAGCCCAGCAUCCAGUGUGGCCUCACACGAAACCCCCAAGGAGGGUGCAGACGACUUUGGAGAAUUUCAAAGCGAAAAGCCCAAAAUCAGCAAGUUUGACUUUUUAGUAGCUAAUUCACAGAGCAAAAUGAAGUCCAGUGAAGAAAUGAUCAGAAGUGAGCUGGCAACCUUUGACCUUUCUGUUCAAGGAUCACACAAGAGGAGCUUGAGCCUUGGGGAUAAAGAAAUAAGUCGGUCCUCUCCGUCCCCGGCCCUGGAGCAGCCCUUCAGAGACCGGUCCAACACUCUGAGUGAGAGGGCUGCCCUGCCCGUCAUCCGAGACAAGUACAAGGAUCUGACCGGCGAAGUGGAGGAAAAUGAGAGAUACGCGUAUGAGUGGCAGAGAUGCCUGGGGAGCGCCCUGGAUGUCAUUAAGAAGGCAAACGACACCUUAAACGGCAUUAGCAGCAGUGCUGUUUGCACAGAAGUUAUCCAGUCAGCCCAAGGCAUGGAGUAUCUUCUAGGCGUGGUGGAAGUGUACCGAGUAACCAAGCGUGUGGAGCUGGGGAUAAAAGCCACUGCUGUGUGCAGUGAGAAACUCCAGCAGCUGCUGAAGGACAUCGAUAAAGUGUGGAACAACUUAAUCGGCUUCAUGUCACUUGCCACACUCACACCUGAUGAGAAUUCACUGGAUUUUUCCUCCUGUAUGUUACGGCCUGGGAUCAAAAACGCUCAGGAGCUGGCUUGUGGAGUGUGUCUCUUAAAUGUGGACUCCAGGAGCCGGAAAGAAGAGACGCCUGCGGAAGAACAGCCUAAAAAAGCAUUCAACUCAGAGACAGACAGUUUCAAGCUGGCCUAUGGAGGACACCAGUACCAUGCCAGCUGUGCCAACUUCUGGAUCAACUGUGUUGAACCCAAGCCUCCUGGCCUCCUCUUGCCAGAUCUGCUCUGAAAAGCUGCCAAAUGAAGCUGAUUUUUGGUUGUUUCUGUCCCAGGACUUAGGGUGACAGAAAUCAAUAAAUAGAAUGCAAGUACUGUAAAGUCCCCUUCCACCAGUCUCUCUGAAGCAUUCCCCAGGAGGUAGGGUCACCUGCCCCUCUUUGAGACUUGAGGUAAAUUGCUAGACCCAAACUGCCCAUGGCACUGGACACUUGCUUGCUUAUCUCCUCUGGUUUUGUUGUUGUUGAUGGUGAUGUUGGUUUGAUUUUUUUUUUUUUUUUUUUUUUUUAAGAAUAGGGCCUUGAUGCAAACCCCUGGCUGACCUUGAAUUUGCAUCCAUCCUCCCAUGACUGCCUCCUGAGUGCUGGAUCACAGGCAUGUGCCGCUAUACCCUGUUUCUCUUGUCCUCUUUAGAUAAUUUAAAAUGCAGACCAGAGUUUUCUGCUGCCGAAAUGUAUGUGAAAUGUUAACAAGAGAAGAAAAAUAAGUUACACUAGGACCAGAAUCCGCAAGUUCGUCUCCAUCCGGCUCACUUAUAUCUCCAUCAUGAUAGUCCUAGCAAGCAGAACACACUUUUCUGCAUUUAGCUUUUACACACUUGAAGUGAAUAAAAACGGCUUGUGAUUGAACUCCUGCUCUGUCCCGGUAAAGAGCGCACUGCUGUCUCCACUGGACAGCGGCAGGCAAGGAGGACACAUACUCGCCUCCUGUGGCACCUCACCCUCUUCCCCUUCCUGAAACUCGGCACAUCCUUCUCCUUGGAGCCUUUGUUGAGAACCUGCUGUUUUGCCUCAACAUCAAGCAUGACACAAAGCACGGUGUUUUCCCACCAGAUAACAGCGCAGACUGCAAUCUCUUCAUAGCGACCUCUCUCAAGAAGACUGCAUAGGAACCAGCAAUGCUGGACUCGGCAGUACUUCAGGAGAGAUCUGAGAAUGAACUCAGGGUGAGAGGGAGUUCUGGACCUAAGGCAGUGCUUUUCAACCUUCCUAAUGCUGGGACCUUUCAAUACAGUUCCUCAUGUUGUGGUGGCCUCCAGCCAUAAAAUUAUUUUUGUUGCUACU
Mastomys coucha (southern multimammate mouse) is the source of this 5197-nucleotide messenger RNA. RefSeq names its product synergin gamma (gene Synrg). The record is from RefSeq and is a predicted model, not a curated record. Gene Ontology annotation, cellular component: clathrin coat of trans-Golgi network vesicle. Lineage: Eukaryota; Metazoa; Chordata; Mammalia; Rodentia; Muridae. Bases 166 to 4146 code for a protein of 1326 amino acids. Gene Ontology annotation, molecular function: protein binding. The transcript is spliced from 23 exons.